This is a messenger RNA of Aspergillus saccharolyticus JOP 1030-1, 1686 nucleotides long. RefSeq names its product acyl--CoA ligase. The coding region runs from base 1 to 1686 and encodes 561 amino acids. The transcript is spliced from 5 exons. Gene Ontology annotation, molecular function: CoA-ligase activity. Lineage: Eukaryota; Fungi; Ascomycota; Eurotiomycetes; Eurotiales; Aspergillaceae. Gene Ontology annotation, biological process: secondary metabolic process. The record is from RefSeq and is a predicted model, not a curated record.
AUGCCACUCCAAUCCCGCUGGACGAUCCCCAUCCCCAAAUGCCAUCUCGCGACCCUCCUCUUCACCUCCCCCACGCACCCGCUCUCGCCCACCCACCGAUGCUUCCUCGACGCCGCCCGGCCAGACACCCACUACUUCACCGACCACACCUUCCGCCUGUGGAGCCAGCGGUUCGCCGCGGGGCUGCGCGCGGCCGGCUUGCAGCCCGGGGACCGCGUGCUCCUGUUCUCCGGCAACGACCUGUUCUUCCCCGUCAUCUUCAUGGGGACCAUCAUGGCCGGGGGCAUCUUCACGGGGGCGAACCCGGCCUUCGUGGCGCGGGAGCUGGAGUACCAGCUGCGGGACUCGGGGGCCACGUUCCUGAUAUGCGCGCGGGACAGUCUGGGGGCGGGGCUGGAGGCGGCUAAGGGGGCUGGAUUGGAGUGGGAGCGCAUGUUUGUGUUUGAUAGUGCUGUUUUUGACCUUGAGCUGCGUGGUGUAAAUCCGGGCUAUCGCUACUGGGGCGAGUUAAUCGCCUCCGUCGAGGAAGGGAGUCGGUUUGUAUGGGACGAUCUGACGAGGCCCGGGGCGGCGGCUACACAAACGCUGACGCUGAACUACUCGAGCGGCACGACGGGGCGGCCGAAGGGGGUCGAGAUCACGCACCAGAACUACGUCGCCAAUCUCCUGCAGUACAACUUCCUGUUCUACCUCUACCCGGACUGGGUGGAGCGGGGGGCGCGCGCGCGCUGGCUCUGUUUCCUGCCCAUGUAUCAUGCGCUGGCACAGAAUAUCUUCAUCGCCGCCGCGCUGCGCCGCGGGGUGCCCGUGUACAUCAUGCCCAAAUUCGACAUGCUCAAGAUGCUCGAGUAUACGGAGCGGUUCCGCAUCACCGAUCUCAUUCUCGUCCCGCCCGUCGUGGUGGCGUUGGCGAAGCACCCGGCCGUUCGCAGCGGUAAGUUCGAUCUGAGUAGCGUGGAGGGAGUGGCGAGUGGUGCUGCGCCCUUGGGCGCGGAGAUCUGCGAGCAAGUCGAGAAGCUGUGGGAGCCGGGUCGCAUUCAUGUUCGUCAGGGUUGGGGGAUGACUGAGACGACAUGUUCCUUGCUGGGCUGGGACCCUAGAAUCAAACCCGAUCCCACUUCAGUGGGCGAGCUGAACGCUAACUGCGAGGCCAAAAUCAUGGCUGAGGAUGACCGAACUGAACUCGGUCCGAACCAACGCGGUGAGCUAUGGGUUCGUGGCCAGAACAUAAUGAAGAGGUACUGGAAGAAUCCAGGAGCGACCAAGGAAGCUAAGACCGACGACGGAUGGUUGAAGACAGGCGACAUCGCCUUUGUGGAUGACCAAGGUCUGUUUCAUGUGGUGGAUCGGAAGAAGGAAUUAAUCAAAGUCAAGGGAAAUCAGGUCGCGCCAGCUGAAUUAGAGGCGAUACUGUUGGACCAUCCGGCGGUAGCCGAUGCUGCUGUCAUUGGCGUGCCAAUGUUUGACGAUGAACGUCCUCGAGCAUAUAUCGUGUUGAACUCCGGACAAGUCACCACAGAAAGGGACAUUCUCUCCUUCAUGGAUGGCAAAGUAUCGUCCUUCAAGAGAAUCACCGGAGGGAUCAUUUUCAUUGAUGCGAUUCCCAAGAAUCCAUCAGGCAAGAUUCUGAGAAAGAUGCUUCGCGAGCGCGCUAGUAGGGAGAUGCAGCCGGCUGCAAGACUAUAA